AUGUCACGAGACAAUGAAUGGAUUCCAGAAGAUUUGGUGAACUUGAUUGUUUUGAUUUUUCAUAUUCACAUUACUGUUUAUCUCUACUCUGUGAUUAUGUCGUACUUUUAUUGGACAAAUCAAAUUUCUUUGACAAUACAAGUUGUUAAUAUAUUUUCCACACAAUUGGUUUUGCCUUUUAUUCCAAUUAUUGUAUCAUUAUCGUAUAUAGCUUCAAAGGAAAAUUUAAGAGCAAUAGGAUGGACUUUUAUGAGUUCUGUGUGGGCAGCAACUAUCGGAUGA
Caenorhabditis briggsae is the source of this 282-nucleotide messenger RNA. NCBI's taxonomy places the organism in Eukaryota, Metazoa, Nematoda, Chromadorea, Rhabditida, Rhabditidae. The transcript is spliced from 2 exons. Bases 1 to 282 code for a protein of 93 amino acids. The record is from RefSeq and is a predicted model, not a curated record.